GAAACUGUCACUGAUGAAAAUAUUGCUAACUUUGAAGACGGCACAGUGGCCGGGGCAGGUGUACGCUGGUGAACAUAAAUUAUAAAUCAUUAUGAAGAUCCUCCACAUGUUCAUCCUCUGUCUGAUCACAGUGAGAACUUUGACGAUUAGAACACUGACUGCCAACACAGGGGGAGGAAUCAACAUCAAGUGCAGAUAUGAAGAUAAACACAAAGACAAAACAAAAUGCUUCUGUAAGAUGGGAACACAGCAGGAGUGUUUGGAUCAAAUAAACACAGAAGCACACAAGGAAUGGACGCAUAAGGGCAGGUUCUCAAUUCAAGACACUAGAAGUGCGGGAUUCUUCAGCGUGUUGAUCAGAGAGCUGACCGUGAAGGACACUGCAACAUACAGAUGCGCUGUUGUUGCCUCUGAUCAAACAUUAAACUCCACUACAGUGAAGCUGAACGUUGUAGAAGAUCUCUCCUAUGAGAAACCCACCAGUAAGACUGUCCUCAUAGGAGAGAAUGUGACCAUCAGCUGUAGCUAUCCAAACUCCCACAGGAGUGAUCCCAAGUUUUUCUGCAAGAUGUUGCACAAUGGUGUUUGUACUUAUAAAACAUCGGUUAAAGAAAGUAGAACAGCUGUAAGAGAGGAGAAAAUCUCUCUGAACGAUGACAGAGCAAAGAAAGUGUUCACUGUGAGCAUAAUGCAUGUGAACGAGCGGGACUCGGGGGAAUAUUGGUGUGGAGUUGAAGCAGGGGAAUCUGAAGAUGGAUACAAGGUCUACAUCAUGCGCAUCGACAUGACGGUCACCGAUCCAAAUGUUAGAGUUUCACAACGACCUUCAUCCUUGUCAUCAUCAUCAACAAGCACGCAUCGAAUUCCCACAAAUUCAAGCAAAUCUUCAACAUCUCAUCCUGUACCAACUUCUCUUCUGACUGGAUCUCCAGUUUUCAUCACUGUUUCUGUCAUUCUGGCCGUGCUUCUGGUUCUUCUGAUCGCAUUCUUCACUGGGAUUUUCUGGAGGAGAAUGGAUCCUAUUCUCACAGUUCCAAGAACCAUCCAUGAGGUUCCCUCUGCUGACAUCAGACGCCUUUCUAACACCCUUUACUCCACUGAUCAUUUACCCACAAUCCCUGCUGAUUCUUCACAUGCUGUUUACGCUAACAUUGGAUUACCCACAAUUCCCACAGAUACUGUUUAUGCUACAACACAACUGCCAUCAGAUGGUCCUGAUCAGUAUGUCUGUUCCACGACUUAGUUACCCAAAAUUCUCUCUGACUCCUCAGUGCUGCUCUCCUGACAUCUGGUGAAAGCCCAACGUACGCAGCAGUGAGUGUGACCAUGCUACAUUUAACGUUACUGGGAAUAGAUCGUUUUUCAUAGUUGAUAGUUGAAUUGAACGUGAAUCGAAGGGGGCUUUGGCUGAAUGCAUGUUGAGAUGAUGUCACUUCAUACCAGCUCCCGCAUAUAGACGUGGUAUGACUCAUAAGUUGACAUUUAAAACAAUGUAAUGGUGGAGGUACAUACUCCCUUGCUGGAUAGCCGAUGAAGCCUAACCUCACACAUGGGGGUAAGGAAGGUUCGUCAAACUGUGUCAUUACAGACAAGCUAUCACAUCUUUCAUUAUUUUGCCAUCUCAUCAGUCUUCUAGCUGUGAUAACUUUUCCUCAUACUAUACCAAAUUUCCUUUAGUUUCCAUUCAGACUCAUCUCCAAUAACUUGGAGCUGAAUUACUGUGAAGAGCGAGUGAUCACUGUCUGCAGUAACUUCAUUACCAACUGCACAGGAAUAAAGUCCUGGAUCAUCUUCUCUUGCAUCACUGAUGUUCACACUGAACUCUCACUGAACAUUCCUUCAAUGUAAGUGAAUGGGAGUUUUGGGGAAUGUUCAUUAUCUGCAACGGGAAUACCGGGAGUCCGAUCAAUUUUGAAAAACAGAGCCUGACCAGUGUGAUCAGCCUGAAGGACUGUGCUGAGGUUGGUAGAAAUAGCUUGACAACUCAAGGAGGAAUGGGAAUUUUGGCCACUUUGAGCUUCCGAACCGGGAAUUCCAGAAUUCUGAUCACUUUGUGUUUGGUGCAUGUAGCUUAAAAGCUCUGGGAGGAGAAUUACUUUUUUUGUGUCUCAGAAGAGGAAUAAUAAGCUUAUAAAGCAAAACAGUAUGUUCCCACCCGAGGCCGACGAGGCGACCUCCGAUGCCACGUUCCUGUCCAAGGCCGACAAAGUGGCCUCUCCAGCCACGGUCCUGUUCGAGGCCGGCAAGGCGACUUCCUAUGCCAUGUUCGUGUCUGAGGUUGAUGUCAAGAUCAACCAGGUUCUGUUCACGCCUGAGUCUGCUGACCCUGCCUUCCUGUUCCUCUGAGGACGUCGCUCUGCCUUCUCGCCCUGCUGAACCCGCCUUUGGGGGGUGGGGUUCUAUCAUGUCAUGGCAAACUAGUGCCUCCAUUUACCAGAAUGCAUCACGAACUACAAACAUGGCCGACGACUACAACUUCUAAUGGAACACAGACACGUCAUCUUCUCCUAAGGAUUGGUCACACACACCUUUUCCCAAUCACACUGACAAUCACCACCUAAUUAAGAGACUGCUCAUUCACACGGUCUUCCCAAAGUAAUACGUUCAGUUGCCAUAGUCUCUGUAUUUUACCAAGCUCUUCUAUUGUUUUGUCUAUUCUGGUUUUGAUGUUGCUUUGCCUUUGACGUUGAUUUCUGCCAAACCUGCUCUAUCCUGUUUGCCUGAUUGCCUGACCACUGCCUGCCUUUUUGCCUUGCCCUAUAUUAUAAUCUAUAUUAUAAUAAAGAUAUGAUAAUCUUCAUUAAAGCUUUUAACCGCAAUUGCAUCUGUCCUAACCUCCAUUAUGUGAUUCACGUGACACCUUGAGAGGAACCAGACUCAAAAAGGAACCCAUCCUCAUUCGAGUGACACCAGAUAGUUCGAUUAUAAAUAAAGCCCUUCUAUAAAUGUGCUAAUACUACAUGGUCAAAUAGUGCAGUUGUAUUACCUGGAAAAUUCAUCACAGUUUGUACAUGAAGUCUGUUUUCUUUGAAUAAAUCAGAGAUCUUUCCAUUUGAA
Molecule: messenger RNA, 3057 nt
Organism: Ictalurus punctatus (channel catfish)
Lineage: Eukaryota; Metazoa; Chordata; Actinopteri; Siluriformes; Ictaluridae
Product: polymeric immunoglobulin receptor
Exons: 7
Coding region: 92-1243 (383 amino acids)
Cellular component (GO): plasma membrane
Molecular function (GO): transmembrane signaling receptor activity
Source: RefSeq, a predicted model, not a curated record